Molecule: messenger RNA, 1256 nt
Organism: Ctenocephalides felis (cat flea)
Lineage: Eukaryota; Metazoa; Arthropoda; Insecta; Siphonaptera; Pulicidae
Product: proline-rich protein PRCC-like
Exons: 6
Coding region: 88-1230 (380 amino acids)
Cellular component (GO): nucleus
Source: RefSeq, a predicted model, not a curated record
UUUGAAUAAAGAUCAUUUUUGACACAAAAAUAUAUAUUUUAUUUAUGAAAUUACUGUAAAUACGAGUUAUAUAUUCCAUUAUUGAACAUGGCAUUGGUAGCUUAUGAUGAUAGUGAUAUUAGUGAGGAUGAAUGUGAGGAAAAGACUGAUGAGGCAGUUUUAAUACAACAGAUUCAAAAUAAUGUUAUAAAUGAUAGUGAACAAAGAGGAACUGGUGGUCCUACACUCAAACUACCUCCCCCGAAAUCAAAUCAGAAUGUUGAAAAUGAAACUUUUCUAAAGCUCCCGCAACCUAAGGAAAUGAUUAAUGUAGCUAUUGUAGAAGAAGACGAUGAAUUUUUGAAGAAGAAAGAAAAACCAGAAAUCAAACCACCUCCGCCAGUCACAUUGAGAAAACCUGUGAAAAUUCAAUUGACAGCAUUGUCAGAUUUGCAUGAUGAUGACCGUCCCGCUGUGGCCAUGCCAAUGAAAGCACCAUCUGAGAACAAAUCUGGUCUUUUAGGAAUGUUGCCACCACCAAAGGAAUAUAUAGUAUCCCACAACACUAAAAAAUCAAUGAUGGUACCUCAUGUUCUAACAAAAAAACCUGCUGCAAAACCGAUUCCAUCACCUAAAAAAUCUAUCACUAAAAGCAAUAAUGCUAAACCACUUAUACAUUAUGAUUCUUCUGAUGAAAGUGAUUCUGAAAAUCUGUCCGAAAACUCGAGCAAUCAAAACUCAGAUUUCUUCUCUUUAAAUCAAGAAUAUAAAUUACCUGAAGUUCCAUAUGAAAAUAUACCAUCUGAACCAAUUAGGAAUAAAUUUAAUGAAAUACCAAAUAAAAAUUUUGUUGAAACUCCUAUUAUCUUUGAAAAUGUUGACACUGAGCAAACAAUAAAUGAGGAAGCUCAAGAUGGUGAAUUAUCAUUAGAUGAAGAAGCACUUCGGAAGCUUUGCGGUAGCAGAGCAAAAAGGUUUAAACCUGAGAGUAUACAAAUUAUUGAUAUGUCGCAUAAAGACAUACUUCCAAAUGAAGAAGAAUGGAUGAGGGAAGCUCUGCAAGAAGCAACAGCUGGACCAAGAGCAUCACAUUCAGUAAAACCUUUAGGAGGACCAUCAUCUACACAAAAACGCAAACAUCAAAUCACAUAUCUUGCUCAACAAGCAAAAGCUAAUGAGCUGGAACUGCAAAAUCAAUGGGCAAACAAUAGAAUGACUAGAAGACAAACACAAUCAAAGUACGGUUUUUGAAGUCAUUGUAUAAAUUGAAAAACAGC